GCUGGAGUCCCGACGAUCUUCAACUCUGUAAAUAUAUAUACGUAGGUAUAGGUACCUAAGGUACCUAUACCGUCUCACCCUCUAAUCUCCUCCAAGAAGGUUCUCUGACGAUUCUUUUUUAUUCUUUUUUAUUUUUACUUUUUUCAGAGUUAGGCGCUAGGUUUUGGCAUCCUCUCUCUUAGGCGUAGAAGCCACCCAGCUCAAGCGAAUGCCGUAUUCUAGAUACUUAGGUACCCUUCUCUUUACUUGCCUUGGUACCUACUUCAGGAGGUACCUACCUCCUCCGUGAGAUGUACCUGUCUACCUAAAGUCUAUAGGGCUCCCCAGGUACAUAUGAGCAAGUCUCCUCAUUCACUCAUACGUAUCGACCUACAUACCCAUACAGAUUUGUCCAUUCCUUUCUGUAUAAGUCCGCCUUCCAUCACUUGCUCAACCUACCAUUUUCAUCACCUUCUACUUAACCUCCUCUCUGCCAGACUGCAAUUCUGCCUCGCCAUCCGACAUCACCAACACCAACUCCUUUUCCGACCGUAGCCAGGCAAUCCAACCGACACCAUGGUGGAGACCGAGACGCCUUUGGCCGCCGGCCAUAUUCGCCUGCAGUCCAACGACAAUAUUAAAAUAGACGUCGAGAAGGCUGUCGCCGAGCGUUCCCUGCUCAUCAAGAACAUGCUCGACGAUCUAGGCCAAGGCGCCGAGGGACAGACGAUUCCCAUCCCCAAUGUGACCGAGCCCGUCCUGCGCAAGGUCAUCGAGUGGUGCGAGCAUCACCGCAACGACCCGCCUGCUUCCAAUGAGGACGAAUCUGACAGCCGAAAGAAGACCACCGAUAUUGAUGAGUGGGAUCAGAAGUUCAUGCAAGUCGAUCAGGAGAUGCUGUUUGAGAUCAUUCUGGCAUCCAACUACCUCGACAUCAAGGCGCUGCUCGACGUGGGCUGCAAGACCGUUGCCAACAUGAUCAAGGGCAAGUCCCCCGAAGAGAUCCGCAAGACCUUCAAUAUUACGAACGACUUCACCCCGGAGGAGGAGGAGCAGAUCCGGCGCGAGAACGAGUGGGCCGAGGACCGAUAGACGCGUUGGCUACCUAGCUCACCAUCGGUCACCUACUCUACCUUGAUCAUCUACGCAACAAGUCCCACCUGUAGCGUCGUGGUGGUUAACGAGGAAAUUUCCUCUCGUCUUGGUGGCAUCGGGACGGGCUGACGGAUCAUACUCGGAGCGGUGUCGUCACGACUGAUGUCACCUCAGCAGCUGGAGACUCCUCUUUGCAUAGACUUCACUACACGGGUAGACGACUCGCAUUUGCUUUACAGAACAGGAACUGGGACAUGUUAUAAUGAAUUCAUCACGUUGACUUAAUCUUGCCUGUGGCCUUCCCGUGCUUUAU
Durotheca rogersii is the source of this 1387-nucleotide messenger RNA. Its product is annotated as E3 ubiquitin ligase SCF complex, Skp subunit. NCBI's taxonomy places the organism in Eukaryota, Fungi, Ascomycota, Sordariomycetes, Xylariales, Xylariaceae. The coding region runs from base 556 to 1071 and encodes 171 amino acids. Gene Ontology annotation, biological process: SCF-dependent proteasomal ubiquitin-dependent protein catabolic process; mitotic cell cycle. The record is from RefSeq and is a predicted model, not a curated record. The transcript is spliced from 4 exons. Gene Ontology annotation, cellular component: cytoplasm; nucleus. Gene Ontology annotation, molecular function: cullin family protein binding.